AUGCACGCCUCACUUGCCACCCUUGCCUGGGCCGUCUUCUCGGCUUCCCAGGCCAUGGCCUCGUGCGCCCACGGCACUCACCUCCACCGCCGCCAAGAGGGCGCUGUCGAGGUGAACCAGUUCGGCUACACCGGCUUGAUUGUACGGCCCCUCAACUGGGUCGCCCUCGACACCGCCAACAUCCUCUGCGCCACCGGAACCCGCCAGUCCCCCAUCGACAUGACCCAGGGCCAGUUCCAGCUCGUGCCCGCCACCGCGCUCGGCGUCAACAUCCCCGACUUCGCCGCCGGCGCCGAGUUCGAGAAUCUCGGCACCACCGUCGAGGUCAUCGCCCAGGGCGGCGCCAUGGCCAUCAACGGCGUCGACUUCACCCUCCAGCAGUUCCACUUCCAUCUCCCCAGCGAGCACCUCGACAACGGUGUGAGCCGCGCCAUGGAGAUGCACAUGGUCUGGGAGUCCGCCCAGGGCCAGAUCGCCGUCAUCGGCGUCUACAUCGACGUCGAGAACUCGCGGGACGCCGCCGCCGUCGCCGCGCCCGCCAACGUCACCGCUGUCCCCGCUGCUGCCGAGAAGCGCUCCGCCAAGAUGAAUGCCAAGUACGCCCGCGAGGAGGCUCAUAUCGCUAAGCGUGCCACCACCGCCCUUCUCGAGACCGUCUUCUCCUCCCUCCCCGCCAUCACCCAGCCCGGUACCAAGACCACCACCCAGCCCCUCGUCAUGUCCGAGAUCGUUGACAUCAUCAACGCUGGUGAACUCCAAAACUACUCUGGCUCCCUCACCACUCCUCCCUGCAGCGAGGGUGUCACUUGGUUCGUCUCGACCCAGAGCCUCCAGGUCUCCGCCGCUACCUUUGGCGCCGUCCGCGACCCCAACCUUCUCGCCAUCAACGGCGCCAUGAUGGCCAGCCCCCAGGUCCAGCUUGCCGCCAUUCGCCAGUCUCUCGGCGGCCUUUCGGGGAUCUAA
Parascedosporium putredinis is the source of this 963-nucleotide messenger RNA. NCBI's taxonomy places the organism in Eukaryota, Fungi, Ascomycota, Sordariomycetes, Microascales, Microascaceae. The record is from the annotation of a GenBank genome assembly.